Molecule: messenger RNA, 3087 nt
Organism: Cinara cedri
Lineage: Eukaryota; Metazoa; Arthropoda; Insecta; Hemiptera; Aphididae
Source: the annotation of a GenBank genome assembly
AUGAAUACAUUCGAGUGUACCUUCGCCGACUUCGAUAAAGUGUUUUCUGCUGAGUGCAGUAUGACCCGCCAUGCUAAAUUAAACGACAGUGUAAAAUUCAAUGCGCUCCUGUGUAUCGCUUCUAUGUGUCCUAAAUCGUUUACGCGUAAAGGCAACCACGAUACUCAUGUUAAAAUGGAGGAAGGGUUGCUUUGCCAGCUAUUGUUCCCGACAUUCAAGCAGGACCGUCAAAUGCCGUCGCCAGACCAUCGACCUCGACCGUGCUAUGGACUAUCAACGAGGAAAAUGACGAACUGUUUAUGGAAAUCGAUUUGGAUAUUUGCGACAACGAAUGUAAGAUUUCUUUUAUUAUAUCAUACCACAUAAGGAAUAGCGAGGGAAUUAGAUAGAAUUAGGUAGAAAAUGCAUACUCAAAGAAGAAACCACCGCUAAAGUGAAGAAAGCACGGAUGGAUAUAGUAAACACCCCGGGAUUUAUCGAAAUCGAAUCGUCUUUCUCACGAAAAAUUGUAUGGUAUCAAAAAUCUCGAUAAUUUCUUUAACUACAGACAAUUCUUCUGUUCAAUCUAACCCGUAGUUAUAGACCUCCUGAAAUCUAUAGUUGUAUUAAAUCCAAUCAAAUUCAAUCUGAAACUGGAAGCCACAUAUUAAAAACCACAAGUAGACAAUUUUGUCGUCAAUAGAGCGUUCAAGACAGGCCGAUUUUCCCUGAUAGCGAUAUAGAAGACAUAUUAAAACAAAAAUUAACGAAAGUACUUUUCGAAGAGGAUAUUUAUCAGGGACGAGGAAGUGAGUUUUUCUUACAGACGAUAGACGGCCUUUUAUUAGGAGUUUAUAAAUUUCAAUCUAUGGGUGGUAUUUCGUAUAUCCCGCUACCCAAAAAUAUAACAAAUAAAAAAGCCGUUAUCAACUCGUAUAAUAACUUACUUCUUCGCGGAUGAAGAGUGUUUUAAGUGGGUAAUUUUGCAAAACACGUAACGGGGGUUCAUGAUUAUCGUAUCAAUCACAAUUAUACGAAACACGAAACGAAGUACAAUUUUAGUGGAUUGACGUACCCAACCCCGCUCAUGAACAUUAAAAAAUUUUAAAAAAAUAAUUCAAAUGCGUCCGUAAAUGUUUACGGACUGAAGAAGAAAAACUAAAAAACGGUACUAUUCGAUUACUAUUAUUAAAAAUUCGAUAUACCUACCGAGCCGAUUUUAUACAGAGAAACACAAAACGAAUCGGAUGUGGAGAAAAACAUUUUGUAGAGCAGAUAGUUGAUAUCAGUAAGAAAGUGGAGAAUUUAUUGGAGACGAAUAAACCAGUGAAGAUUGACAGACAUGUAGCGAGCGAAAAUUGUAAUUUGUCACUGUGGAUUUUUUACCGCGAAUCCGAAGGUCGAAGACCAUAACCACCUAUCCGGUAGAUAUUGGCAGGUGUUAUGCAAUACUUGUAAUCUAAAAUUACAAGUAACGAAAUUUGUCCUCUACUUCUUCCAUAAUUUAUCGAACUACGACUUGCAUUUUAUCGUCACGAAGUUGGGUUAUGACGCGCAAACAAUUUCCGUCUCACAGAACAGCGAGGAGAAAUUUGCAUAGUUUUCGAAGUACGUGAGUAACACCAUCACUAUACGAUUUAUCAAUACAUUUAGAUUUAUGGCGUCAAGUCUCGUUUCUCUCGCGUCCUAUCUAAACACAGUCGAAUUCGAGAAGUUUCAUGAGACGAAAAAAAUAUUUAAAACAGAUGAUAUGCCCUUGGUGACGAAGAAGGACGUAUACCCAUAUACACAUAUACACAUAUAUACAAGUAUACGGAGAGUUGGGACAAGUUGGAAGAAGAUACAUUACCGGAGAAGGAAGACUUUUACAGUACGUUGACUGAGGAGAAUGUCAAGGACGAUGAGUACGAGCACGCGAAAAUAGUUUGGAGACAUUUUGGAUGUAAGACGUCGAGUGAGUACAGCAAAUUAUACUUGAAAAUCGACAUCAUGUUGCUGACGGACGUCUUCGAGAACAUAAGAGAUAUUUGUAUGACGACCUACAACCUCGACCCGGCAUUUUAUUACACGAAACCCGGAUUCAGUUUCGAUUGUAUGUUAAAAUAUACGAAGAUUAACUUGGAACUUCUAUCGGACUAUGAUAUGCUACUGAAGUUUGAAAGAGGUAAACAAUUUUAUAUUAUUUUAUAUAGCAAUUAUAUAUUAAUCGAACAUUUUUACUUUUUCAGGGAUACGUGGCGGAUUGGUGCAAGCUAGUAUGUGGUACGCAAAAGCGGACAACGACACCACAAAAGAAGAUUCAUGGAUUAUAUAUCAUGAUUUUAAGUACACAUAUUAUUUUAAAAUAUAUUAGUUACAUACUUAUAAUUUUUUGUAUAUUUCUAGUAACAAUUUAUACGGGUGGACGAUGUCAUAGUACGUGCCCCACGGUGGCUUCCAGUGAGUAGGAUUAUGCAGUUCAAUCAGUUACCGUGGUUGAAGAAGUAUAUUAACUUGAAUACCGAGAUGAGGAAGAAGGCAACUAAUGAAUUUGAGAAGAACUUUUACAAACUGAUAAACAAUGCAUUAUUUGGUAAGUUAUUAUUAUUAUUAUUAGAACUUGUAUGUUAUUAUAUUAUUAUAAUUUUAUUGGUAAGACGGUGGAAUCUAUGAGACGGAGGAUUGACAUUGAACUGGUAUCGAGUGAGAAGAGAAUGCAGAAACUGAUAAACAAAACAACGUUUAAACACUGUACUUCUUAAAACGAAAAUCUAUGUGUAGUGACACUAGAGAACAAAAUACACUUCUACAAACCAAUUAAUAUAGGUAAGAACCUCAUUUAAAAUUAUGUAUUAUAUAUUAUUUAAGAAAUAAUUAUAAUGUUUGUAUUCAUAUGUUUACAGGAUUUGCUAUGCUGGACAUAUCCAAGACCAAAAUAUACAACUAUCAUUAUAAUGUUAUGAGGAAGCAUUUCAAAGACAAUAUCAACUUGAUGUACACUGAUACAGGUAAAUUGUUAUUAUUUUUUUUUUCUUAUACAUAUUAUAUUGUUUUUCAGAUCCGUUGGUGUACCAUAUUGCUACGAGGGACUUUUAUGCUGACUUACUAACCAGACCAGGGCUUUUGUAG